CUUUCCUAUCUGACCAUUAUUUAAUAACUUUUGAAUUCAUACUAUUAGAUUAUAAGCCAUUAGGCAAAAUUUCCUACAGCAGAUGUCUAUCUGACAGUGCUGUAGCUAAAUUUAAGGAGGAGAUUCCUUCAGUGUUUAAUUCAAUGCCAUGUCUGAAUUUAACAGAGUCCUAUAACAACUUUAGUCCCUCUGAAAUUGAUAAUCUUGUCGAUAGUGCUACAGGCUCACUACGAUCAACAUUAGACUCUAUCGCUCCUAUAAAAAGGAAAUUAUUAAAACAUAGGAGACUAGCACCUUGGUAUAACCACCAAACCCGCCAGUUAAAGCAAAUAGCUAGGAAAUCUGAAAGGAAAUGGCGCUCUUCCAAAUUAUCAGAAUAUCGCUCAAAUUGGCAAGAUGAUCUUAAGAUUUAUAGAAAGGCCCUCCGUAAUGCCAGAGGAGCCUAUUACUCAGCACUAAUAGAAGAAAAUAAGAACAACCCUAGGUUCCUCUUCAGCACUGUAGCCAGGCUGAUAGAGAGUCACAGCUCUAUCGAGCCACAUAUCCCCAUAAACUUAAGUAGCAAUGACUUCAUGAGCUUCUUCUAUAAUAAAAUUAUUACUAUUAGAGAAAAAAUUAAUCACCAACUGCCAUCAACGGUUAUCAGUGGCUCUCCAAGUUCAGGGACUUCUGUCAAUGUAAACUUAGAUGUAUAUUUAGACUGUUUUUCUGCUAUCGAUCUUCAUCAGUUAACUUCAAUCAUUUCUUCAUCGAAGCCAUCAACCUGUCUAUUAGACCCGAUCCCAACUAGGCUGCUUAAAGAAGUUGUUCCCUUAAUUGGCACUUCUUUACUGGAUAUGAUUAAUCUUUCUUUAUUAUCAGGAUAUGUACCACAGUCCUUUAAAGUAGCUGUAAUUAAACCCCUUCUUAAAAAGUCCACUCUUGACCCAGGGGUUUUAGCCAACUAUAGACCGAUUUCUAACCUCCCCUUCCUCUCUAAGAUUCUGGAGAAAGUAGUCGCCAAAGAGUUGUGUGACUUUCUACAUAACAAUAGUUUAUUUGAGGAUUUUCAGUCAGGAUUUAAAGUUCAUCACAGCACAGAGACAGCUCUGGUUACAGUUAAUAAUGACCUUCUGAUUGCUUUUGACAAUUGACUUGUCUCU
Molecule: messenger RNA, 1142 nt
Organism: Dicentrarchus labrax (European seabass)
Lineage: Eukaryota; Metazoa; Chordata; Actinopteri; Moronidae
Exons: 2
Coding region: 144-1133 (329 amino acids)
Source: RefSeq, a predicted model, not a curated record